Oncorhynchus gorbuscha (pink salmon) is the source of this 1724-nucleotide messenger RNA. RefSeq names its product glutamic-oxaloacetic transaminase 2a, mitochondrial (gene got2a). Gene Ontology annotation, molecular function: L-aspartate:2-oxoglutarate transaminase activity; pyridoxal phosphate binding. Gene Ontology annotation, biological process: biosynthetic process; L-aspartate catabolic process. The transcript has 10 exons. Lineage: Eukaryota; Metazoa; Chordata; Actinopteri; Salmoniformes; Salmonidae. Gene Ontology annotation, cellular component: mitochondrion. The record is from RefSeq and is a predicted model, not a curated record. Bases 137 to 1420 code for a protein of 427 amino acids.
CGUCUAGUUUAUGAGACCAGUCUGCGCUGCCGAGCAUGUGGGGGUGUGCGGGUUUUGACAGCUACUUCAACUAGCUAGUCCAGUGUGGGAGAACUCAGGAGACAACUUUCUGUGCGUGUCGUCUCGAAUAUCAGCAAUGGCCCUGUUGAAAUCUAGCAAGAUCAUUUCUACCGUCGGACUUCACCCUCCAUUGGGUAUCCUCUCCAAUCGUGCCAGCUCAUGGUGGUCUGAGGUGCAGAUGGGUCCCCCUGACCCCAUCCUGGGGGUGUCGGAGGCCUACAAGCGGGACACCAACCCCAAGAAGAUUAACCUGGGUGUAGGAGCAUACCGUGAUGACCAGGGAAAGCCAUAUGUCCUCAGCUGUGUUCGCAAGGCUGAAGCUCAGAUUGCUGCAAAGAAGCUGGACAAAGAAUACCUGGCUAUUGGCGGUCUGGGGGACUUUACCAAGGCAUGCGCCAAGCUGGCUUUGGGUGACGACAAUGAGGUUAUCAAGAGUGGCAGGAACAUCACUGUCCAAACUAUUUCUGGAACUGGGUCUUUGAGAAUCGGAGCCAACUUCCUGUCCCGUUUCCAUACAGAAGCCAGGGACGUGUACCUGCCCAAACCCUCCUGGGGGAACCAUACACCCAUCUUCAGAGACGCUGGGAUGCAACUGAAGGCAUACACCUACUAUGACCCAAAGACCUGUGGCUUUGACUUCCAGGGAGCCCUGAAUGACAUCUCUAAAAUCCCUGAGAAGAGUGUCAUAAUGCUUCAUGCCUGUGCCCACAACCCCACAGGAGUGGACCCUCGGCCAGAGCAGUGGAAGGAGAUUGCUGACCUAGUGAAGAAAAGGAACCUCCUGGUGUUCUUUGACAUGGCCUACCAGGGCUUUGCCAGUGGUGAUAUUGACCGUGAUGCCUGGGCUGUGCGUUAUUUCAUUGAACAAGGCCACAACAUUGUGCUUUCUCAGUCUUUUGCUAAGAACAUGGGUCUCUAUGGUGAGCGUGUUGGGGGCUUCACUGUUGUGUGUAAGGAUGCUGAGGAGGCCAAGCGUGUGGAGUCCCAGCUGAAGAUCCUCAUUCGGCCCAUCUACUCCAACCCUCCCAUGAAUGGGGCACGCAUUGCUGCCAGCAUCCUCAAUACACCAGACUUGUACAAGGAGUGGCUUGGGGAGGUGCAUGGUAUGGCCAACCGCAUCAUCACAAUGAGGGAGCUACUGGUGGCCAACCUGAAGAAGGAGGGCUCCACUCGGAACUGGAAGCACGUCAUUGACCAGAUUGGCAUGUUCUGCUUUACAGGGCUGAAGCCUGAACAGGUGGAGCGACUUACGAAGGAGUUCUCCAUCUACAUGACGAAGGAUGGGCGUAUCUCCAUGGCUGGUGUCACCUCUGGCAACGUGGGUUACCUUGCACAAGGUAUCCAUGCAGUGACCAAGUGAGAUGGUCGACCAGGAGUCACACACCAUAGUCACCAUCAGGACAGAGGGUCGGUAGAGUCAGACGAAAAAUACGUCCAUAUGAAAAUUAACACUCUCCUCAGCUUUCCUUUAGGGAAAUACUCAAGUAAAGAUACCAUAGGGUUAUUUCUGUUGUCAUUUUCUGUUGGCAUUGUCUAGAUAUUGUAUGUUGUACUAUCUAACUAGGCUUUUAAUUGUGAGUCCCCUGGGGGGGGGAAUCAAGGAACUCUUGAAUCUUUUUGAUCACCCCUCAGACAUCAAAAUAUCUUAUAGAUCACACUUCCCA